UGGCAACAUACCAUGAUCUUCGCCUCUUACGACCUUGGGAAUAAAUGGAGUUUUUGUUUUUCGGAGAAGCCAUUUUCAUGACGGCGAUACUUUUUCACUCGGAUGGCGGUAUACUUGUUGGUUGGUUUGUUGGAAGCUUCCUGCUCUGGGCAUGGAUAUUCCACCCCUCCACGAGAAGUGGGCGGGAUAGAGGAGACAAAGCAUUCAAGAAGGGAAAGUCUUUUUGUGUGCUCGUUGUACCCCCCUACCUCAUGUCAUUGUAUACCCCCUUGCUUUUGGCCUGAGUUUUAUACCACCCACUAUACUCUACCGUGUUGGAUACACGGACGAAGAGUGUUUUUUUCCUACUAUCAUUUGUCAACCGUUUUUCUGUUUCUGAUUUUAUUUCGUUUCUCUUUGUCUGUCUUCAAAUCAUGCUAGGGCAUCACAACGGCGUCUUGGGGUAGUGGACAGUAAGAGGAGGCCGGAGGAGGAAAGCAAGUCACCCCGAGAAUAUGGGAGACAGACACCACGCUACAUAGUUAGCGU
Molecule: messenger RNA, 528 nt
Organism: Neurospora hispaniola
Lineage: Eukaryota; Fungi; Ascomycota; Sordariomycetes; Sordariales; Sordariaceae
Exons: 1
Coding region: 103-420 (105 amino acids)
Source: RefSeq, a predicted model, not a curated record